GCGUUCCCUCGUGGGCUAGCCAGCUGCCACUAUCAUUUUUGUUAAAUUUUCAGGAAUCAUGAUUAACCUGUGAUGUGCGAGGCCGUAUUAUUAUUGUUAUUUAUUUUCAUUGAUACAACGGAAGAACUGUGCGAGGCUUUUCUUUAUCUGGGUUCAUGGGUGUUUCAGGGUUUAUCAAAGGGUUAAAUGGUUUCUAUGGAAAUAAACCCAGAAUCAAACUAUACCCAUUUGGCUUUCAUAUUCAAAGCAGAGAGCUAUCGCAUUCCCAAGACCUCAAUGCUGAUGAUUCAAUACUUCCAGUCUUGAUCAUUGGUGCAGGACCUGUGGGUCUCGUUCUCUCUAUAUUUCUCACCAAAUUAGGGGUCAAAUGUGCCAUUUUGGAAAAGAGCAAGACAUUUUCCAACCAUCCCCAAGCACACUUUAUUAACAACCGGUCUAUGGAGGUAUUUCGCAAGUUGGAUGGCCUUGCAGAGGAGAUCCAGAUCUCACAACCACCAGUAGAAUUAUGGAGGAAGUUCAUAUAUUGUACUUCACUAACUGGUCCAAUUCUUGGGUCAGUUGACCACAUGCAACCUCAAGAUUUUGAAAAAGUCAUCAGCCCAGAAUCUGUUGCACACUUUUCACAGUAUAAAUUAAGUAGGUUAUUGGUUAAGAAGCUAGAAGAUCUCAACUUCCAUGUUUGUGGACCUGGAAGCCAGGAAGGCUUUGAUAGUUGCCCUCUAAAGGGAAGAGAAUUAUUGAUGGGGCAUGAGUGUAUAUCAAUCAGUGCUGCUGAUGAGUUUAUUACUGCAACUGCUUCUCAUAGUGUGGAAGGGAAGUACAUGGAGAGAAAUAUCAAUUGCCAUAUUCUUGUUGGUACAGAUGGUGCUGGAAGCACCAUACGGAAGCUUGCAGGGAUAGAGCUAAGAGGUGAAAAAGACCUGCAAAAGCUUGUUAGCAUCCACUUUUUUAGCAGAGGCCUUGGACAAUACUUGCUCAACAAGAGACCUGGAAUGCUGUUCUUUGUUUUUAACACUGAAGCCAUUGGGGUCCUUGUUGCACAUGAUCUUGAGCAAGGAGAAUUUGUAUUGCAGGUUCCCUUUUAUCCUCCUCAGCAGAAUGUGGAUGAUUUUAGCCUAGAGAUAUGCGAGAAGUUAAUUUUCAAAUUGGUUGGUCAAGAACUUUCAGACAUUGAUGUCAUUGAAAUUAAGCCAUGGGUGAUGCAUGCUGAAGUUGCUGAGAAGUUUGUGAGCUGUGACAAUCGAAUAAUACUCGCUGGUGAUGCUGCUCAUCGGUUUCCUCCAGCUGGUGGUUUUGGAAUGAAUACUGGCAUUCAGGAUGCUCAUAAUCUUGCCUGGAAAAUAGCUUCUGUCAUGAAGGGUAUUGCACCAUCUUCAAUUAUCCGUACUUAUGAAAUGGAACGUAGACCGAUUGCAAUUUUUAAUACAGCACUUAGCGUCCAAAACUUUAGAGCAGCCAUGGCAGUUCCUGCUGCUCUUGGUAUUGAUCCAUCUUUUGCAAAUUCAGUGCAUCAAGUUAUUAAUGAUGGGGUUGGCUCCAUUUUACCAUCCAGUAUACAAAAGACAAUUUUGGAAGGGAUUUUCACAAUUGGUCGUGCACAGCUUGCUGAAUCUCUUCUAAAUGAAAAAAACCCACUUGGGUCUUCAAGGCUUGCCAAAGUAAGACGUAUAUUUGAAGAAGGAAAGAGCCUUCAGCUGCAGUUUCCUGCUGAGGAUCUUGGUUUCAGGUACCUCGAAGGAGCAGUUGUUCCUGAUAAUGAUAGCUUGGUGGGAGUUCUGGAACCUCCCACUGGUCGUCGGAGGGACUAUAUUCCUUCUGCAAAUCCGGGGUCAAGGCUGCCCCAUAUAGAUGUGCGUGUACUAUCAAAUUCAUCAAGUGAGGUUACUGUUUCUACACUUGAUCUUGUGUGUGGGGACAAAGUUGAGUUCCUCCUCAUAGUAGCUCCUCUCAAAGAGUCCUACAAACUUGCUCGAGCUGCAUUCAAGGUGGCUGAGGAAUUCAAAGUUUCUGCUAAAGUUUGCGUGUUGUGGCCUGCCGACUCUCUAGAUGAAUUUGAAGUAAGGAGUAAGAAAGCACUGGCACCUUGGGAAAAAUUUAUAGAUGUUGUAGAGGUUAGGAAAUCGUCAAAUCCAUCAUCAUGGUGGAGUAUGUGUCAGAUGACUGAGAAAGCAGCAAUUUUAGUGAGGCCAGAUGAGCACAUUGCUUGGCGUGUGAAAUCAGGUGUUGACAAGGAUCCUGUUUCAGAGAUGAGAAGAGUUUUUUCUGCAAUUUUAGGAGCGAAAUAAUCAACAAAAUAAGAUACCAUAUCUAGAAGACUCCUGAUGUAGUCUACUUGUGUAUUUUUAAAGAGAAGUGUUGCUUACAGGGAGUUUUUCAUGGAUGCUACAUUUGAUUUCAAAUUGGCAUGGUUGUGGAACAUUCUUUGCAGACCAUUGGAGGGAAGCAGAUUGUAUGUAGAAUUUUCAUGAGGUAAUAUUAUUUUGUUGCAAAUCACCAUGUUCUGUCCACUAAUAUUUUGUCUGAUCAGCAUUAGAAUUUGUAGCAUUUAUGUGUACAAAGGCACAUUCUGCAGUAAUUUACUUUGUGCACUGGGCAAAUCACAUGCUAUCAAGGGUUUGGCACAUGCAUUGCCUGGAUGAACUGAGAUCAUUGUGAAAGUCAGUGCAGUAGUACUUUAUAUAUAUAUAUAUAUAUAUAUAUAUAUACAAGGAAGAUUUAAAGACACUUUGUGAUCUUCUUUUUUAUUAGUUUUUUUUUUUUUUUUUUUUUCAGAUUUGACGAUUAGGUCUCUUGUGAAGACAUUUAGGUGUAGUACUACACUAUUGCAUUGCCAUGUGUAUUCUGGAACUGACAAUGGUGAAAUAACAUAUAAAUUAUUUAC
Messenger RNA from Manihot esculenta (cassava), 2881 nucleotides. RefSeq names its product FAD-dependent monooxygenase apdD. The transcript is spliced from 11 exons. Bases 156 to 2285 code for a protein of 709 amino acids. Gene Ontology annotation, molecular function: FAD binding. The record is from RefSeq and is a predicted model, not a curated record. Lineage: Eukaryota; Viridiplantae; Streptophyta; Magnoliopsida; Malpighiales; Euphorbiaceae.